AUGCCCGCGCAAGACUGGAAGACCCUGUGCGCCGAGCGCAAGCAGCGCCAACUGGAUCUCAUUCCCAAAGAGUGGACCAUCACCCUCCCGCCAGACAGCCAGCGCAACGUGUUAGAUGUGCCCCGGACUUGUGGCCUUCUCAGCGCGCGCGAGCUUGACAUCACUGAUACCGUCAAUGUCGCGAUCCUCCUCGACAAUCUCCGCACCGGCCAAUGGUCCUCGGUCGAGGUCACCACCGCGUUCUAUAAACGUGCCAUCAUUGCUCAACAGCUGACCAACUGUUUGACAGAGAUAUUUAUCGAACGUGCCCUUGCGCGCGCGGCAGAAGUCGACGAGUACCUCAAGACUCAUGGAAACCCUAUUGGACCUCUCCAUGGCCUCCCCAUCUCCCUCAAGGACCAGUUCUGCAUCAAAGGCAUGGAGACGAUCAUGGGCUACGCCGGCUGGAUAGGUCGCGUAGCCAACCGCGACAGCGUCCUUGUCGAACUGCUGUACGAGUGCGGUGCCGUACCCUUUGUGCGCACGAACGUGCCGCAGACUCUCAUGUGGGGCGAGACGUACAACCACGUCUUCGGCCGCACAACGAACCCAUUCAACCGGUACAUGGCCCCGGGCGGCUCCUCCGGCGGGGAGGGCGCGCUCGUCGCUCUCCACGGCAGCCCCCUCGGCGUAGGCACCGAUAUCGGCGGGUCUGUCCGCAUCCCGAGCGCCUUCUGCGGGCUCUACGGCUUGCGCCCGUCGUAUGAGCGCCUGCCGUACUGCAACGCGGUGAACGCGAUGGAGGGCCAGGAGAGCAUCUCGUCCGUGCUCGGGCCGAUGACGAACUCCCUUGAAGGCGUUAAGCUCUUCACGAAGGCGAUCAUCGAUGCAAAGCCAUGGCGCAAAGACCCCCUCGCCGUGCGGAAAGAGUGGAGCGCGCGCGAGUACGCGCUCGGUGACCACGGUGAGGGCGGCAAGAUGUGCUUCGCUAUCAUGUGGGACAACGGUCUUGUCAAGCCCCACCCGCCGCUCGUCCGAGCGAUGGAAAUCGCAAAGAAGGCACUGGAGGCGGCCGGACAUACCGUGAUUGACUGGGAGAACCACCGACACCUCGAGAUCUUCGAGAACGGUCAAAGGAUCUUCGUUGCGGACGAUGCGCAGGACCUUCUCAACGACUGCGCGCUCUCGGGCGAGCCGCUCAUCCAGUCUAUGAGCCCUGAAACGGACGCACACGAGUACGCGCUCGACGAGCCUCUCAUCCGCACGAUCGUGGGCGAGCGCCGGCACCUGUCCGCGUACGAGUUGUGGGAACUGCACAAGCAGAAGCGCGGGCUCCGGAAGUCGUACCUCGAUCACUGGGAAGCCACCGCCGCGAACACGGGCACAGGACGGCCAGUCGACGCGAUAAUCAGCCCUGCGGCGGCGUAUGCCGCGUGCCCUCACGGCUGUAACUCCGACUUCUUCUACACGGAGCUGUGCAACUUCCUGGACUACACGGCCUCCAUCUUGCCCGUCACCACUGUGGACAAGGCGCUCGACCAGCGCGUCGCGCCGCAUACAUUCCACAACCACGAGGACGAGGCCGUGUACAAGCUCUAUGAUCCGGAGCUGUGGCACGGCAUGCCUGUCAACCUCCAGCUCAUCGGCCGCACGCAGGAGGAAGAGGGCGUCAUCGGCAUGACCGAGGUCCUUGACAAGGCCUUGAAGGCGUUCAAGCAGGCGGAGGGGCAGUAGCCUCAAGCUUGAAGCUGAAUAUAGCGGAUACGCUGACGGAGGUGCAAGCCAAAGAUGCCGACGAAGACAAACCAAGAUGUAUGCAUACAAGAUUAUCCUGCCCUGCGAGCCACGAAACAAAUGCAACAC
Molecule: messenger RNA, 1842 nt
Organism: Trametes versicolor FP-101664 SS1
Lineage: Eukaryota; Fungi; Basidiomycota; Agaricomycetes; Polyporales; Polyporaceae
Product: general amidase
Exons: 10
Coding region: 1-1713 (570 amino acids)
Source: RefSeq, a predicted model, not a curated record